GUGAUUUGCUUCAACAAUGAGCGCAGUUCAGAAUAACGGGGAAACCAUAUUAACCAACAACAAUAUUGAAAAUGGAGGAGCAAGGAAGCGAAUUCUACGCAAACGUGUACCAACCCAGGUGAAGAAAGAAGUACAACAAGAUGUUUUAAUGAGCGGACCAACGGGUUACCAUAAAAGCUGGUCAGUUAUACAACGAGCGGUGGACUGCCUGAUGACGGAGACUACUGUACCGGUGCCACUGUCUACAAUUAAGAAUCGUGAGCCAAGGCACUUGCCAAAACGCCGCAUCGCUGUCAGUCUGCUCCGCGACGUACAUCUCAACAAUUUGAUCUUGAAGACCCAAAAAUUCCAGAUGGAGUAUGAGCAACAAGGAAUGCCUUUCACACGCCAGGUGAUCAUCGAUUAUCCAACCGAGCGUCAGAGACCACGCAAAGAGCGUCAUUACGAGUUCUGGCCAUAUUUCGAGCAACUCCCAGAGCUCGACGAGGAAGAGCAAAUUGCGCCGGAAGACAUCAAGGAGGAAGAAAUUCAUGACACUCUUGGAUUCACUUCGGAUAACUCAAUUGAGCUCGCCGAGGAGUGCAAAGAAAAUUCAACUUUUUUGCCAGCUCCACUCAGCGAUGAGAUCACCAAGGAGAUCGCUAGCCUCUUUGCCCCAAAGAAGACUAAGCCAAGCAGCAGCUUUGUAGAGAAGUACAUGAAGAAGGGACCAUUCUCCAGAAUCUUCUGAAGGAUGUCAUCUCAUCUCCUGUAUUUCGAAACGUGGAUAGCGGGAUCUGAAUCUUUCCAACUCACAGCACACCAUUCACCAUUUCCGUUAUAGUGUAGAUCACUGUUUUCAUACAUUCUUCCAAUUUAAUUUCACCUCAUUUUCUUUUAUUUUCAGCACCCUAGUAGUUUCGAGUAGCAAAUUCAUAUUUAAGCACCCACCCCCUUGAAAGUUUAGAUUCCCUUUCCAAUCUCUUUCCCUGUCUCCUAGACUAUAUCAGCUGUAUUUUAAGCUUAAAUGUUCAUACGACUCAAACCUGAAAGUCCCGAAAAAUCAGAAAAUCUAAAAAAUAUCAGCUUUAACACACUUUUUCACACAUCCUACCUAUAUUUUGAAAUUCUCCUGUCUCAUGCAAAAACAAUUUAUCUCAUGCUUCAUUUCGUUGUUCAAUCCCCCAAAAAAAUGUACUACUAACAAACGAGCCUCAAUACUUUUGAACAAAAAAAAAAAUGUUUUUAGAGUUAGUUGUAAAAAAAUUGAAAAAAUUUAGUAAAAAAAGUUAAAAAGGUUCAAACAAAAAAUUAUUUCCUUCAAACUAUUUCGUUCUCUUUUUACCAAUCAUUCCAUAUAUGUUGCUGGCCAAGUGUAUACUCAUAUUUUGGUUAUCUAGAAUCCAAUUUUUUACAACAAAAACAGUUCAAAAAGAGUCACAACGUGUGACCAACCCCUUUCUUAGUCUCUUCCAUCAAAUUCACCUGUUUUUGCUUCUUCGUACAAAUCGAUAUCAUUUUUGUGUGACUUGUUCCAUCUACCCGCCGCAAUCAAUACUUGUACCUCAAACCCAUCCUUGUCCAGAAGGACACAAUUGAUAACUAUUCUUGUCCCAUCGUUCUCGGUUAUUUUCUGUCGUCGUCUCAUGUACCCAUUCUACAUUCUCAGCGUGCUACCAUUUUCUUGUUUUCUGGAUUCGCCAGCGUCAGCAAGAGGCUUCUUCCACUCUUUGCAUAAAUGAAUGCAAUUGUACCUUUUACUCCGACUAGUUGAGUCAGCUCAAUCUAUUUUUGUUAUGCUGCUUCUCGUCGGUUGAAAACACAAUUCUUGCUGACGCUGUGAAAAUCUUCACCCUUUUGAAACCUCCCGAACCGCUUCCCUUCCAAACGUCUGUAAUAAUAGUAUAAUUGUUGUUGAUUGAUCCAUUCAAGCACUUUGUGAUUGUAUGUUGUUUCUACCUUUUCCAAAUAUAUCUAUUCGUUUUUUUUAUAGUUGUCAAUAAGCAUCAUGUUUUUAAUGGUAUUGUUCACACCACACACACAACCCACUCUUGGUCUCGGCUUUUUCUCUCUCAUCAAGCUUUUUUCUUCAUGUUAUUGUGUUUUUUUAAAUACUAAUUCAAAAUUUAAAUGAAUAGUUUACUGGGCAA
Caenorhabditis elegans is the source of this 2129-nucleotide messenger RNA. RefSeq lists its product as uncharacterized. Lineage: Eukaryota; Metazoa; Nematoda; Chromadorea; Rhabditida; Rhabditidae. The record is from RefSeq and is marked reviewed. The coding region runs from base 17 to 730 and encodes 237 amino acids. The transcript is spliced from 2 exons.